AUGCCUUUCCGUAACAUGUUCAGAUUCUGGGGACACAAAACCCACCCGAAAACGACAUGGCACUGCAGCGAGUUGCAUACUUCGAACGGCGAGCAUAAGAACAGCCAUGUAACCGGUUCCAACUCUCAUGUGACCCUGAUGACUUCGGCUUCGGACACGUCAUCUUCGACGAAAAGAAACGUGACCACCUCUGCCGCCGUUGCUGGCACGGUCGCUGCUGAACGGUCCAACAGACAAUCGCCAGGACUGUUUCAUGAAAGUGGCGUCGUCGAUGACCAUGUGAUCGUACCGAAGACCGAACAACCUCUUCGUUACUGCGACGACGACGACGACUUGGGCAUCAUGUCUGAGGUGGAGACGUCGUGCACAUCCGGCAAGACCGCUCGUCGGAACGGUCGCCACAAAGCGCCGUCCUCGCCGGCGAACGCUGCCACCUCCAACGCCAUCAGCACCAGCAUGAGUGCUUCGAACAUCCCCGAAGACUCGGACAAAAACGCAAUCAAUCCUCGAGAGGCAUAUUCAAGACAGCAGGGCGUCACUCAUUUCCGCGAAAUAGGGAACAUUUCGAACUAG
Molecule: messenger RNA, 573 nt
Organism: Soboliphyme baturini
Lineage: Eukaryota; Metazoa; Nematoda; Enoplea; Dioctophymatida; Soboliphymatidae
Source: the annotation of a GenBank genome assembly